Anguilla rostrata (American eel) is the source of this 6821-nucleotide messenger RNA. RefSeq names its product DENN/MADD domain containing 5B (gene dennd5b). Bases 243 to 4274 code for a protein of 1343 amino acids. The transcript has 24 exons. Gene Ontology annotation, molecular function: small GTPase binding; guanyl-nucleotide exchange factor activity. The record is from RefSeq and is a predicted model, not a curated record. NCBI's taxonomy places the organism in Eukaryota, Metazoa, Chordata, Actinopteri, Anguilliformes, Anguillidae.
UGAGCGUCUGAUCAGUGUGGAGCUGCCAGCACUGUGUAAGGAGAAAUUCCCUGUGUGGUCUUAAAUACCCCCUAAUAGAAGCCUCUGAAGACUCAGUCCUUCAGAAAAAUUACCCUUUAUUUUCCGUUUAAUAUAGUAUCUGUGUUGGCUUUUGGCAACUAUCUCUGUCUGCAGAUAUUCCGGAAUGAAGAUUUUGCCGUUGGAGUAGGAGAGGAGCACAAAGCUGAGACCGUGUUCCCAGAAUGAGUGGAGGCAGCACGGGCACUGGAGCGGCCCCAUGCCGCUUCGCCCACUACUUCGUGAUAUGCGGUAUAGACACUGAAACCGGUCUGGAACCCGACGAAUUGGCAGCUUUGUACCAAUGGCUUGAGGCUGAUCGGCUGGGCAGGAGCCCAGAGGCUGCAAAUGAAGGGGAGAACUUUGAAGAGAGCCCCCUCAAGAGGACCUUCAAGUCCAAGGUCCUCUCCCACUUCCCGGAGAACGUCGAGUGGAACCCCUUCGACCGAGAUGCCGUCAACAUGCUCUGCAUGCCGAAGGGCCUGUCGUUCCGGACGCAGGCGGACGAGCGGGAGCCCCAGUUCCACUCCUUCCUGAUCACGCGGGAGGACGGCUCGCGCACCUACGGCUUCGUGCACACCUUCUACGAGGAGGUGCGCAGCCGCAGGAUCUGCGCAGCCAUGCAGACGCUGCAGCAGAUGCACCGGGCCGAGCGGAGCCCCGGCGGCAGCGCCGGCGCCUCCUCCUCCUCCUCCUCUUCCUCCUCCUCCUCCAGCAUGGACUCGCUGGCCAGCAGCCUGGACGAGGCCGACGCCGGCCCGCCCGCCGCCGCCGGGGGGGGCGGCUCGGGCACAUAUGACGCGGCCCGUGACACGCUGUACGUCUCCAAGGCGCUGUGCCUGAUCGCGCCCAUGCCCUUCCUGCACGCCUGCCGCCGCUUCCUGGCCCAGCUGCACCGGGCCGUCGCCGGGCCCCGCCCGCCGCCGCUGCCGCUGGAGAGCUACAUCCACAACCUGCUGUACGAGGUGCCGCUGCCGCCGCCGGGCCGCUCGCUCAAGUUCCACGGCGUGUACGAGCCAAUCGUGUGCCAGCGGCCCGGCCCCGGGGAGCUCCCAUUGGCCGAGUUCCCCCUGGGCACCGCCUUCCAGCUGCUGGGCGUGGAGAACCUGGUGCAGGUGUUCACCUGCGUGCUGCUGGAGAUGCAGAUCCUGCUCUACUCGCAAGACUACCAGCGGUUGAUGACGGUUGCCGAGGGCAUCACCACCCUGCUGUUCCCCUUCCAGUGGCAGCACGUGUACGUGCCCAUCCUGCCCGCCUCCCUGCGCCACUUCCUGGACGCCCCUGUGCCCUACCUGAUGGGCCUCCAGUCCAAAGAGGGAACUGACCGCUCCAAACUGGAGCUGCCCCAGGAGGCCAACCUGUGCUUCGUGGACAUCGACAACCACUGCGUGGAGCUCCCGGAGGACUUCCCUCAGUUCCCCAACAAGGCCCAGUUCGUCCAGGAGCUGACGGAGGUGCUCCUGCGUUUCGGCGUCUCCCCGGAGGACGCCGCCGCGCCCGCCGCCCCGCCCGCCGGCCCCGCCCGCCUGAAGGGCGUGGCGCUGCGCGAGCUGGUGGACGACGGGCGGAACGGGAACCUGGGCGGCGAGGCGCUGGCGGUGCUGGAGAGGCUGCAGGCGCUGGCCCGGCGGACGGGCGUGGCGGUGGAGGGCGUGGAGGCGCUGGGCCAGGGGGGGCCGGGGGGGCCGGGGGGGCGGUCCCCCGAGGAGGAGGAGGAGCUGUGGAACGCCAAGCUGAACGUGCAGCUGAGGGAGGUGUUCGCCGGCCGCUUCACCACCAUGUUCGCCGACUACGAGGCCUUCGUCAUCCAGAGCGCCCCCGACCUGGAGGCCUGGCUCACCAACCGGGAGCAGAUGCACAACUUCGACAAGGCCUCCUUCCUGUCGGACCAGCCGGAGCCCUACCUGCCCUUCCUGUCGCACUUCAUCGAGACGCAGAUGUUCGCCACCUUCAUCGACCAGAAGAUCAUGUCGCAGUGGGAGGAGAAGGAGGCGGCGCUGCGCGUGUUCGACGGGCGCGUGGAGAAGGCCCGGCUCUACAGCGCGCGCGCCCCCAGCCUGCGCUCCUCCAGCUACCAGAGGUGCUCCGUGCUCAAGGAGUCAGCCCAAGCCAUCGAGCAGAGGCUGAUGAAGAUCGACCACACGGCCAUCCACCCCCACCUGCUGGACAUGAAGAUUGGCCAGGGCAAGUACGAGCAGGGCUUCUUCCCCAAGCUGCAGGCAGACGUGCUGGCCACCGGCCCGACCAAUAACAAGUGGUCGAGUCGCACCGCCUCCUCCCAACGCAGGAAGGACCGUCACAGACAGCACUCUGAACACCUGGGCCUGGACAACGACCUGAAAGAGCAGGUAGAGGGGUGUCUGGUCCUGCAGAACUCCAUGGCUUUCUGGGAGUGGGACAAAGCGUCACCCCCACCCAUAAAACCACCCAAAAAGUCCUUCUCUGCCUGCUGCCUGAAGUACAUGCAGGAGGCGAGGAGCCUGGGGAAGAACCUCCGGCAGCCCAAACUGUCGGACCUGUCCCCCGCCGUCAUCGCUCAGACCAACUGGAAGUUCGUGGAGGGCCUGCUGAAGGAGUGUCGCUUGAAGACGAAGCGCAUGCUGGUGGAGAAGAUGGGGCGGGAGGCGGUGGAGCUGGGCCACGGGGAGGCCAACAUCACGGGGCUGGAGGAGAACACGCUCAUCGCCAGCCUCUGCGACCUGCUGGAGAGGAUCUGGAGCCACGGCCUGCAGGUCAAACAGGGGAAAUCUGCCCUGUGGUCCCACCUGCUGCACUACCAGGUGAGAGAGGAGAAGCUGGAGCAGCAGGCUGAGUCACCAGUUUCCAACGGGACAGAGCGCCGGAAAUCGGACUCGGGCCUGGGACUGCCCCAGCUGAGGGUGUCCGUCAUACAGGACAUGAGGCACAUUCAGAAUAUGAGUGAGAUUAAAACAGAUGUGGGACGAGCUCGGGCCUGGAUCCGCCUGUCUCUGGAGAAGAAGCUGCUCUCCCAACACCUCAAACAGCUGCUGAGCCGCCAGGCCUUAACCAAAAAGCUGUAUAAGCGCUAUGCUUUCCUGCGCUGCGAGGAGGAGAAGGAGCAGUUCCUCUACCACCUCCUCUCCCUCAACGCCGUGGAUUACUUCUGCUUCACCAGCGUCUUCACCACCAUCAUGAUCCCGUACCGGGCCGUCAUCAUCCCCAUCAAGAAGCUGAGCAACGCCAUGACGACCUCCAACCCCUGGGUGUGCGUCUCGGGGGAGCUGGGCGACUCGGGCGUCAUGCAGAUCCCCAAGAACGUGCUGGAGAUGACCUUCGACUCUGCCUUUAGACCUCAUCACACCCACAUCUCCACAGUGUUCAAGUGUCAGAAUCUGGGAAAGCUCACCACUGUUCAGCUGGGUCAUGACAACUCGGGGCUGCUGGCCAAGUGGUUGGUGGACUGUGUGAUGGUGCGCAACGAGAUCACAGGACACACCUACAGGUUCCCGUGCGGCCGCUGGCUGGGGAAGGGCGUGGACGACGGCAGUCUGGAGCGGGUCCUGAUUGGUGAGCUGGUGGUGCCGAGCGGCGAGGAGGAGGGGGGCAAACCGUGCCGGACUCCGCCCCUGCAGCGCUCCCCAUCCCAGACCCGGCGCAUCAGCGUCACCUCCCUGAGCCGCGGCGGCAAGCCCAAUGGCGUGCAGAUCCAGGAGGCCAUCGGGGAAGCGGUGAACAACAUUGUGAAACACUUCCACAAGCCGGAGAAAGAGAGAGGGAGCCUGACCAUCCUGCUGUGUGGGGAGAACGGGCUGGUCUGCGCGCUGGAGCAGUUCUUCCACCACGGCUUCAAGUCCGCACGCCUCUUCCAGAAGAACGUCUUCGUGUGGGACUUUGUGGAGAAGGCCGUGGCGUACCUGGACACGGCCGAUCAGAUAGGUGACCUGCAGGAGGCGCCGGAGCCGCUGGGUCAGACCUGCGAGACCUUCUGCCACUACGUGAGCGCCAUCAACAGCACGCCACGCAACAUCGGCAAGGACGGCAAGUUCCAGCUGCUGGUGUGCCUGGGGGCCAGGGACCGCCUGCUGCCUCAGUGGAUCCCCCUGCUGGUGGAGUGCCCGAUGAUCGCGCGCAUGUACGAGGAGAGCGCCCUGCUGCGCGACCGCACCACCGUCAACACACUCAUCGGCGUCCUGCAGACGCUGCACGACUUCAGCGUCACCCUGGAGACCUCCCUCACUAAGGGCAUACACCUAUAGCCGCCGGGGAUGCUGGGAGAUCACACAGACUUCAGGAAACCACCCCCAUGCCCCCCCCCCUCCCCCCCACCUCAUUUACCCCUCCUCUUCCCUCAGUUCGCCCAUUCCCACUGCAGAAGACUGACACCGUCUGGGAGGCUGACACUGGGGGGUCACAUGAUGACUGAAGGGGGCGUGGCAGGGUGGGGCCCACGCAGUGCUAAUUAAAGGCCGAGGCGUGUGGGCGGAACCUGAGAGCUCUGUCCAUGGGUGGAUGCAGUAUUACUUUAUCUCCUUAUUUCCUCAUUCAAGAGCUCUUUUUGGCAUUUGGUGACGAUUUUCUUUUUUUUCCCGUUUUACUUGAUUUGUGUAAAUGCCACUGUUUCAUGGUUUCAUGCACAUCCUCAGCCUUCUGAAACGUCAACAUGUGCUUUUCUUACAAGUCUGAACGAGACGACGCUGCACCAUGGGCUCCAGUUAGCGCUGAGUGGCAUGCCUGUGCUUCAUAUUGAACUUAGAUGAAUUGAAGAGAGAAGCUGCAUAUUAGGAGGCUGUAAUACUUGGUAGAUACCCCCCCCCCUCCCCUUGCUGCCUGCAGGCUCACUGCUGUGUCUCUGUACUUUGUCUCAGAGAGGCCCGAUGGCCUCAUUGGAUGACGAUGUCAUUAGCUCACAGCCUAUUCGUUCACUGACUUGUCCGUCACCUGUGGGCUGGUCUGGCUGGCGUGACGGAACUUGACCCCUCGACACACGUGAAUUUUCGUCACCGAGGCAACAAAGAAGUGAUGCUGUGGCUGAUGUCAUUAACCCGAUCACAACUCCAGCGUUCUCUCCUCCUCUCUCUCUGGUCACACUGGGCAUGCCUACACUCGUCGUUAUGACUGUUUUUGUUGCUGCUGGAAACUUGAAAUGCUUGCGUUGUUCUGCCAUCAUAGUCUUUUGUUUUUGGUCUUCUGAAAAACGUGGGCUAAAAGAGUCAAAAUCAGUGCUCGCUCCUCCCUGUCAUGGUCGCUGCUGGUGAUAGGGGUGUAUAGACAGUACAGUAGUGUCCGAACUCCCAUUGAUCUCUGAUAGGAUAGACUGUGUGUUUCUGCCAAUAAUUUCAAAAAUAAUCCUAUGGUUUUGAUAAUGCUUGCAUCCCUUUUGUUGGAUGAAAAUAACAGAAUACAUUGAAAAUACACAUGCAUAGCAAUAACUUAAUUAAGAUAAGCUUACGUACUCUUUCUUUGUCCUAUGAUGUGAGACAUUCUUGGGUCAUCGAAACCUAAAUAUAAUCAAGUUGCACGUGUCAAAUUAUUUUCAAUUUUUAUUUAAAGGAAAGCAUUUUGAAUCAUUAUUUUAAAUAAUGAUAUAUUUUGUUCAGGUUUAGUUUCUGUUUUUAAUUGAGUUCUGUGUUCCUGUGCAGUGCUACUGAUGUGGUUUACCACUUAAAAGUUAAAAUGAACAAGAUGCUGCAAAUGUACAGCAAUGUACUCCUGUGUAAGAAAAAUCAGUAUGCUGGCUCCUUGGCUUUUGUGACAACAGUAGAUGCAAACGCAACUGACAGAUUGUAGCGUUGUGCUUAUGCUAUUUUUUUUAUUGUGCCUGGAAAAAAAAAUAAGCCAGUGCUCAGAUUUUUCCUGAUCCUCCAGAGUCGCCGUAGGAACCUGAAACGGACAGCGUGUCCCACGGUGAAAUGUUCAGUUUUAAAUCUCUGUUGGGCUCAUAAUGUACUCUGUUAAGAGUUGAAUUAACACUGGACAUUUUGCUGUGUGGGUGUGGUUUCUCCUCACACUUUCAUUGUGGAGACCAAGGUGUUACCAGUGUUAAAUUUAGUCUGGUUUAGAUCUCAUCAUGCUCAAAUGUGCCACAGACCACACGUAGUACUGUGCAAUUUUAUUUUGAUUUAUUUUAUUUUGUUUUUUGGUUUUACGUGCAGUUUUUUUUUUUGUAAUGCACAAUGACUGGAUUACGCGUUUUGGUAGCUUUGUUUUAUCCUUAGAAUGUACGCGAUGCGGUGUGGGUUUAAUUCCGCCGUUUGAAAGAAGCAUGCAGAGAAAAGAUCUAUAUUUUUGUCUCUCUCCUCUCGUUUGAAGGUAAGUCCUGAUACACUGAAGUUGAAGUUGUUCCAGAUACAGGGUUCUUCUCAUGACCUUCCUGUCUUUGUGUUGCUGCUUCGUGAUAUUUGUUUUGGUUUGCUCUUUUUUUUUCCUGUGGUCAUAUACAUAUUUUCGUAAAACGUGACCUCUGAUAGCCUAAGAGCAGACUGUAAAAUUCGAGGCGUUUGAGUAACUGUGAAUGUUUCGUUCCUUCACGAUGUCGAUGUGAAUUGAGCGCUCUGUGUCGAAGGCCCAGGCCACAGAGCAUCUCUUUAUUUAAAGUGAACAGUUUCUCAUGUCCGCGAGGAUGAGCAGUCCUUGUGUUAUUAUGCUUUGUUGUGAUAUUUAUGAAACAUCUCAUUAAAGAUGCUCUGUACAUCUGUUGAAGCAGGGUUGUGUUUCCCCUCCCCUCCCCCCUCCCCCCCCCAUAUUAAAAAGUGCAAGAGCCUCAUCCUCAUCCUUUUGGAAUAAAAGCUUUGGAAUGGACUGUG